GAAAAGCAGCAUAAUGGCUAAUGUUUCAUUCUGUCUAACAACUUUCACCAGCAAUCUGUACUACUGCCCAUUCCAAAUUCCCAAUCCACAGGUUCGGCAGCCGUAACGUAACCCUAACCCUAGAUGCUCUCCGACCAACCUCGACGAUCAGUUCAACCAUGGCGGGGAUGCCGCUGGAUGUACUCACUGACAUACUCUGCCGACUACCUGUUAAGCCACUCCUUCAGUUCCGGUCCAUCUGCAAGUCAUGGCGGUGCCUGAUUGAUAGUCCGGACUUCAUCUACCUUCACCACAAGAACUCCACCGAAACUGGCUCCAACCUCACCCUUAUACUCCGAAAGGACUCCGAUCUAUACUCAGUGGACCUCCACGUCAUGCACAACGCCGUCGAUCUCGCUCACCCUUUGAUGUGCUACAGCAAUCGGAUUCAAGUACUGGGCUCCUGCAACGGAUUGCUCUGUAUUGCUAACGUGGCGGAAGAUAUCGCUCUGUGGAACCCUUUCCUCCGAAAGCACAAAGUCUUGCCCUUUUUGCCUGUCGAUAGAAACAAGAAGUACGGGUCGGGCUUACCGGGCGCGUGGGUUUACGGAUUCGGGUACGACUCGGUUCACGAGGAUCACAAGCUAGUGAGGAUUUCGCAGUUUAUUGAUUUGGACAACGAAGUGGUUGUCUCAAAGGUUAAGGUUUAUAGUCUGAGAGAGAACGAAUUGAGAGACUCCGAAGACAUGCCUUAUGUUUUGUGUUAUACGAGGAAAAAUGGGACACUCGCAAGUGGUUGUUUGCAUUGGGUGGCGAACCGGAAGUUCAAAUUCGACGAGGCUGGUAUGAUUGUGGCGUUUGAUCUGACGGUUGAGAGUUUUCGGGAGGUGCCGAUGCCUGAAUGUACAAAGGAAAAUAUUCAAAUAGACGUGGGAGUAUUGGGUGGGUGCGUUUGUAUGGUGGCGAAUUACAAUUAUCUUCACGUUGAUGUUUGGGUGAUGAAGGAGUAUGGCGUUAAGGAGUCUUGGGCCAAGCUUUUUACGGUCGCAAAAAAUGAGGUUUUGGGUGGGGCUUUGAGGUAUUUGAAGCCAUUGGCUUAUUCAAAGAGCGGUGAGGAGGUUCUGUUCCAACAGAACCAUGAGAGGCUUGUGUGGUACGAUUUGAGAGGAAAAAGUGUCAGGAAUGUGAAUCUUCGUGGCCUGCCAGCUUCGUUUGAGGCUGAGAUAUGCGUCCAAAGUCUUUUUCCGGUUGAGGUGCAUAGAAAAGAUAAUGACCAGCGACAGAAUCUUGGAGAGAAGGAUAAUAACAAGAAAAUGGACGAUUUCCUGUCAGAAGGCUUCAAGCUGGUGUUAUAAGCAAACAGAAGGAUGAAGGGAAGCGUGUAAGACCGGCGAUUCAUCGAAAUUUACUUGUCAUUUAGUGUUAAAGCUUACUCGAGGCAUGAUUUUGUGUGUGAAAUUAUUAUCUUCAGCCCGCAAAGAGAGUGCCAACUCGAAUCAAGGACACCGCUUUCUUCUUUACACAUAUUUCAGAAUGAGGUUCAGAGGGCAUUUGGUUCCUUGGGAAGGUUGCCCAUCUCCGGAGCCAAUGAUUUUGUUGACCAGAGCCUUCCUUUCCAUCCGUUAGAGAGAGAGAGAGAGAGAGAGAGAGAUAGCUGUAUGCUUCUUUCGACUUUACUGUCAUAUAAACCACUUAUCUUUGCACCUUUCGUUUUGCAGGGAGGAAAGUGAAGGGAGAGAGCUAUACUUUGGCAUCUGAGAAUGCUUGAAGAUGAGGGAACCUGACUACCGGGAUAUGGUAUUACACUCCUAUAGUAGAAUGAGUAUACUUGUUAGGUUUUUAUUGUAUUUUACCGAUGAGUGCCAUGUCCACACUCAUCUUCCUCACUUUGGCUAUAAAAUGUCGUGAGCCUUGUAGUUACUGUGUUUUUCAAGCGUAUGCACGCUUUUGAGUGACUUCAUACACGGUUAUGCGAGGGAAUGCUUUGUAUGCCCUUAAGAUGUACUUUUUCGGCGCCUGAAAUUUGAUGAUAGAAGUGACUUUGUAAUAUAUGCUGGGAAAAUACUUUAGAAAGUAAUUUAACCCUGAAAAAAAGGUACUUUAGAAAGUUACUCUGAAUUAUUUUUUCUCCAUAAUAAUGAAUGGCCAUUUUCAAUA
Molecule: messenger RNA, 2136 nt
Organism: Carya illinoinensis
Lineage: Eukaryota; Viridiplantae; Streptophyta; Magnoliopsida; Fagales; Juglandaceae
Product: F-box protein CPR1-like
Exons: 2
Coding region: 159-1334 (391 amino acids)
Molecular function (GO): protein binding
Source: RefSeq, a predicted model, not a curated record